GUCGGCGCCGCCUAUGUACACUCUCCAGUCGCUCCUUUGCUUCGAGGCUCAUCUCAGAGAGUAACUGCAUCGCUAUAUGUCUUCUCAUCAGGACCGCACUGCAGAUUUCAGAUAAGCGAGCCAAUUUUAGGCUUGCUGCCUCGUGGACGAGCACGAUUCGAUGGCCUGGACUUGCAUAGGCUUGCACCUGUGACGUUUUGCGGAAAUAUAUCGCCAUAUAUGCCAGUUAGUAUACCGUACUCAAUCUAUUAGUUCCGGGGCGAUGGGUGGGGAAAUUGUAGCGUUGGACCAGAUUUGCAGUUUAAACUUUGGAUGAAAAUUUUCAUGCUUUCCACAAUCAGGGUCGACAAACGUCACCACUAGUAAUACUAGUAGCGCUAUCGUUACGCAACCUGCCACAGAUUCAGGGAUGGAAUGUCGCGCACCAAGCGGGGUUGCAAACUUGGAGUUAGCAUGAUAAAUGCAGUUUUUCUGUCGUCUGGGAUGCCGCCCCCUUUUUGGUAUUUACCCCAUGGCACUGGUGAUUUCUUGGUCGACCUUCGUGACUCUGAGAGCCGUCUCGAACUCGCCUAUCGUAUUUGGUUGGGCAGGUUCUGGGUCGAGGAUGCUUGGGCAGGCGUCGCAUUUCUAUGCGGGGUAGCCGCGUUUACUUCUUGCUGGACUUACACUGAAGCAGUGGGUGAAGGAGGAAUUAUAUCAUUCUGGGUGUACUCGUUUACUUUCCCCUCCGUCGUGUGGGCUGUCCGGCAAAGCAUCUUAUUCUCCAUCGUUCGCAUUGUUUACGCAACGCAGCACCUCCGUCGCCUGAUGUUCUGUCUUGCUGGUCUCUUCCUCGGUUUGUGGGCAGGACUUGUCGCACAAAAAGCGUGGCAUUAUGGGUAUAACACCUCUUGGUAUCACACAACUGGAAAGGUGCAUAUCCUUAUGACGCAACCAAUGAUCGUGUUCGAACUGAUAACUGAUUGCUUAUCCGACGCAAUACUGAUUAUUCUGCCAUUGCGCUUACUCUGGAGUCUCAGACUGCCAAAAAGACAAAAAAGGAUGAUUCUCGCCAUAUUCUCCUCUAGCAUCAUCGUCACCAUUAUAUCCAUCUUCCGGGGAGUCUGUCAAAUAUCGAAAUAUAUCACUGUUCUUGCCCUGACGACAGACUUCGAGGUAGCCCUGUCGCUUCUUGUUUGCAACCUCCUCGUCGUAGUUACUCUCCUGUACCGCAUCAUUAGUUCCGCGGGUGCGGACGACUCGAUCUCUAUCGAUGACGAUGAUUACACGACACGAAUUACUACGGGUGGGGUUUUCACUACUGUCGACUUGGACAAUGCCGAGUCAGGAAGCGAUGAGCAGAGAAGUUCGAGGAUUCAAUCUGCAUUGCAAGGCGAGAAGACUGUCAAUACUGUGUAACUAAUGUUGAAUUUAGUCUAUCUUAUUGUCGAUACCCGAAAACUCAUACGAUGACCCGUGAUUAAAGCAUAUCACUGUUUUCCCGUG
Suillus fuscotomentosus is the source of this 1485-nucleotide messenger RNA. RefSeq lists its product as uncharacterized. NCBI's taxonomy places the organism in Eukaryota, Fungi, Basidiomycota, Agaricomycetes, Boletales, Suillaceae. The record is from RefSeq and is a predicted model, not a curated record. The coding region runs from base 415 to 1398 and encodes 327 amino acids. The transcript is spliced from 8 exons.